This is a messenger RNA of Paraglomus brasilianum, 2400 nucleotides long. The record is from the annotation of a GenBank genome assembly. NCBI's taxonomy places the organism in Eukaryota, Fungi, Glomeromycota, Glomeromycetes, Paraglomerales, Paraglomeraceae.
AUGCUCAUAUUUGCUAUUUUUAUAACAGUAAUUAUCUACCUUAUAUGCAAAUACCCCGACAGAGCUAUUGGAACUCCGAAAUUCAGGAAACUGCCUGGCCCCAGAGGACUUCCAAUACUCGGAAACUUGAUAUCUCAACUCCUUCAUGUAACACGAGACAAGACGUCUUUGCAACAUACAACCAGCUUGUAUAAUAAAUAUGGUCCCAUAUGGACGAUAUCCCUACCUGGAAUUGGGCGAGUUGUGGGAAUCGAUGAACCGGCAACGCUUGAAUACAUACUUAAAAAAAACUUUGACAACUACGUGAAGGGGGACUACCUGUCGAGCCGCAUGCAAGAUGUACUUGGGCAUGGCAUCUUUGCAACAGACGGUGACGUCUGGAAAGUACAAAGAAAGAAAGCAUCCAAUAUCUUCAAAGUGCGAAACUUUCGCGAAAUAAUCUGUAAAGCAUUCGCCGAAGACGGCAACUUGUUGCUAAAGAUACUUAACUCAGCGGCGAACAGCGAGGAAGAGCUUGAUCUGCAAGGACUAUUCUUCCGAUACACUAUGGAUACUUUUGGAAAAAUCUGCUUUUCAAGAGACUUUCAAUGUCUUUCAAAGCCAAACGAGCCGAAUGCGUUUGCGUCGGCGUUCGAUUUCGCUCAAUCCGUCAUUGAACAUCGAUUUAUGUCUCCAUUUUGGAAAUUAACAGAGGCGUUUACUAAACAGGGCAGAAAAUUCCGUGAAGCAGUAAAGUUUUUGGAUGACUACGCGUAUGAUGUGAUUAGGGAGAGAAGAACAGCCGAUCCUCACGGACAUACGGUUAAUGACUUGUUGGGGUUGUUUAUACGGGAGGACAUGAGUGAUGAAGAAUUGAGAGACAUAUUUUUGAACUUCAUGAUAGCUGGCAGAGAUACAACGGCUCAAGCCCUGAGCUGGAUGUUUUACCGAAUCUGCACAAGACCUGACGUAGAGGAAAGACUAUUGAACGAGAUUAAUACAGUACUCGAUGGUAAAGCAGCGCCAGACUAUGAAGAUAUCCACCUUAUGAAAUAUACCGAAGCAGUUUUCUUGGAAACUUUGCGUCUCCAUCCAUCAGUUCCAAGAGCCGCUAAAGUGGCAGUUAACGAUGAUGUACUGCCAGAUGGGACAUUUAUUCCGGCAGGUACAGUUGUAUCCUAUCAUCAUUAUAGUAUGGGUAAAUCAAAAAUACUGUGGGGCGACACGGCCGAAGAGUUCAGACCCGAGAGAUUUUUAGAUGCUAAUGGAGAUGUACGGAAGAUCAGCCCUUUUACAUUUCCUGUUUUUAACGCUGGCCCGAGGACAUGUCUCGGACAACAGUUUGCUAGCAUUGAAGUUCUUACAGUAGUUUCAAUGGUUCUGAAACACUUCAAAAUAGAAUUGAAAUCUAAAGAGGAACCACUACCGGGUCGAUCUCUGACACUGCCAAUGGCUCAGCCAUUGCUUUGUAGAGUUUUAAUGAAAAACCAAUUAUUGAUAACAUCUUCAUUCGUACAUUCUCGUAAAUAUUCCAUUAUACUUGAUAAAGAAGGACCAUAUCACAAACUUUUAAAAAGAAAACACACCCCAUCAGAAAAAGAAUUUGACAAAUUAAGCGUAUUUGAACAAGACAUAUGGGCUAGUCCUUAUGUGGCUGCUAUUGCGACACCCUUACGUCGCUGUAUAUACCAUGACCGAUUGAUGCCGAGACAUUUCCUCAUUCGUUUCAUUAGACUAUAUGAUGACAAGACAAAUAGGCUAUGGCUUCUUCCAGAUAUCACAGGGAAGACGUACAGAGAUAAAAGGCAUGGACUUGCGUUUUAUAUCCGAUCACGAGCCGAUGUCGUCAGUGCUUUGACGCAAGAAGGAAAAUACAAACAGAUCCAGUCAGAUGCAUAUUGGAGACCAGAUAUGAUACAUCAUGUAUGGCGAAUAUUGCUCAGAGACCUCAAGAAAGAAUGGGACAAUAUCAAAACCACUGUUGAUAAUGCAGGCGCCAAAUUGUGCAGGACAGACCUAUUUAUACCAAUGUUGAGAGACAACCGCAACCAACAACAAUACGACGUAUAUUCCAACAGCAGACAUAUACCUGGGUUACAAUGUAUUCUGGUGCUUGAUGGCCAAGAAGAGAGUAAUACGAUAAAUGAUGGACGAAAACAAUUACCAAUGAUUCCUUCAUCACCCAUUGGCACUCCAGUGUCAGUCGGCUUUGUUUCUAGUCGAACAAAUCAGUACUCAGUACAGUCAAAUAUCAUGGCUUAUGACAUACGAAAAGUUUGGGGAAAAGAAGGUCUGAACAAUAUCAAGAACAUGCUUGACGAAAAGUAUAGAGAUGAAUGUCGAGCUGUGGGUGUGGUGAGACACGUAGCCACGAAAUGGUUUGCAUUGGCCUUGUGGAAAUUAUUAGAUUAUACCGAGUGA